GGAAAACUACCAAAAUAUGAAGCGGCUUUUCCGUCGCUUACGGAGAGCCGGCCUGAAAGUCACCAUCAACAAGCACUCAGACCUCCAAUCCAUUCUCGUCCGGGAAGGGCAGCAUGUCGGGAUACGACCAGACGCCUCGCAUGGGGCUUCAGCACUGUCACUACCCUCCUUGGCCGUCUUUGCGUGUCCUCAAUCGGCUUUCACCACUCACGAGGUA
This is a messenger RNA of Nannochloropsis gaditana CCMP526, 217 nucleotides long. RefSeq lists its product as uncharacterized. The transcript has 2 exons. The record is from RefSeq and is a predicted model, not a curated record. The annotation marks the transcript as partial.